Molecule: messenger RNA, 1010 nt
Organism: Corticium candelabrum
Lineage: Eukaryota; Metazoa; Porifera; Homoscleromorpha; Homosclerophorida; Plakinidae
Product: short-chain collagen C4-like
Exons: 7
Coding region: 1-924 (307 amino acids)
Source: RefSeq, a predicted model, not a curated record
AUGAGAGUAGCAGACAAUUUACUGCAGAGACUGAGGAGAGAAGAGACUUGCAGACUCUUUGGAUCUGAACACUUGUUGGCAACAAGAAUGACUUUCCUCAAGUUUAUUGCAUUUUGUACUUUAUUUCUGGAUUUGAUCUUUACGGUCAUGGUCAAUGGACAGUCAGUAAGUCAGAGCAAGGCUCAAAGCAGUCCCACUUGCAGUCGUGGUCCACCCGGACUGCCUGGAAGAGACGGCCGAGAUGGAAUACAAGGCACUCCAGGCAGUCCUGGGAUGCCGGGAAGAGGCGGCCUUGCGGGUUCUCGAGGCCUCCCAGGUGACGAAGGGGCAAAAGGAGAACCUGGAAUAGCUGCUCCAGCUUCUCCUGGAACAAGUGGUGUUAUUUACAUUCAAUGGGGAAGAAAACAGUGUUCGGCAACUGAAGUACAAACUCUUUAUUCUGGAGUCGCUGCUAGGUCGCAUUACAAUCACGGUGGAGGUGGAGCCAACACUCAGUGUCUUCCACUCAAUCCCAUAUGGGGAUAUUCUAGAAGUGGUGAUCAAGGAGCCAGUUAUAUUUAUGGAACUGAAUACGAACUUGGUAAUGGCAUUCAACCAUUCAUCAAUAAAGGAUUGCAUAACCACGAUGUUCCUUGUGCUGUGUGUUAUGCUGCCACUAAGAACACUCAGUUCAUGUUACCAGCAAGGAACAUCUGUCCCAGUGGAUGGAGCAGGGCAUACUAUGGAUAUCUCAUGGCAGAACGCCACAAUCAUUCAGGAAGAAACAUGUACGUAUGCGUCGACUACAACGCAGAACCGACAGUUGGAAGUUCUCCAGAACAUGAUGGCAAUCUAUUUUAUCCUGUUGAAGGAAUAUGUGGAUCACUUCCUUGUCCUCCCUACGUAAAUGGUAACGAGCUGACCUGCUCUGUGUGUCUCAAGUAAGCAACAACACGAAAUUGAAACUCAAUGUAGUCACAGUUAACAUUUGCACUAGCUGUAGCAAGAUUUUUAGUUACUCUACCAAUAAU